Messenger RNA from Cryptomeria japonica (Japanese cedar), 2142 nucleotides. Its product is annotated as ankyrin repeat-containing protein At5g02620. Bases 169 to 2001 code for a protein of 610 amino acids. Gene Ontology annotation, molecular function: protein phosphatase 1 binding; protein phosphatase regulator activity. Gene Ontology annotation, cellular component: plasma membrane. The record is from RefSeq and is a predicted model, not a curated record. The transcript has 5 exons. Lineage: Eukaryota; Viridiplantae; Streptophyta; Pinopsida; Cupressales; Cupressaceae.
CACCUGAAAUGCUAAUUAAGUAUUCUUCAAGAUUAGUGGGUUUGAUUAAUUUAUAAAAUGGGUCUGAAACCUUGAUAAAGAUUAAGUUCUUAUUUUUUUGCAGAAGCUCCUUUCAAUCUAAUGGACUGUAAAAACCUCAUAUUAUAGAAAACCUCUCUGAAAUAAAAAAUGAUGGGACAUGAAAUGGCAGUCCUUCCAGUAGCCAGUACCAUGGACAGGAAAUUGUAUGAGUGUGCCCUAGAAGGAGACGUUGGGAAUCUGAAAAAUCUGUACUCCAAAGAUCAUGAGAUUGUGAAGGACAUUACACCUCAGGGAAAUACUGUGCUCCACAUUGCAGCCAAGAGAGGGCAUGCUCAUUUUGUUAAGGAGAUUCUUGGCUUGGAGCCAGAGCUUCUGAAGGUGGCCAACAGUAAGGGGGACACAGCAUUGCAUGAGGCUGCUAGAAGGGGUUAUGCUGAUGUUGUGAAGGAAUUGUUGAAUGAUAAGAGUGCAGAACUCUUGGUUGACAAGGAUGUGGAAGGAUUUCAGACAGCAGAGAUUGAAGAUCUUACCAACUUUCAAAAUGCUGAGAAAAAUACUGCGCUACAUGAAGCUGCAAAAGGUGGGCAUGGGGAUGUGGUAAGUGUUUUGUUGAAAUGCAAUGAGGAUGCAACCAGUGUUGUCAACCAGAAUGGGGAGUCACCUCUGUAUAAGGCUUGCGAGGAGGGACAUCUGAAGGUGGUUGUGCAGCUUUUCAAGAGUGCAACUUCUUUGACUUUAGAACGUAUCCAUGACAAUAAAACAAUUCUUCAUGCAGCUUUACUUGGAGGCCACAAAGAUGUGGCAGCUUAUUUGCUACAGGAGCUACCAAAAUUAGCUAAAUCAUCAGACAAAUUCGGGAGCACUCCAUUGCACUUGGCAAUAUCUAGGGAAGACGAACAUGUGGAAAUAGUGCAAGAGCUGCUGAAAGCGGAUUCUUCUGCCUGUUAUAAGUUCAAUGUGAAGGGAAUGACACCUCUUCAUAUUGCAGCUGAAAAGGGGCAUGCCCACAUACUUCAGGAGAUACUGAACUGCAGACCAGACUGUAUUGAACUGAAUGAUCAAAAGCAUAAACGAAACAUUCUGCACUUGGCAGUGGGAAAUGAGCAAUCCAAAGUGGUCAGAUAUUUGCUGAGGAAAAGGAGAAUGGAGAUGUCUGAACUGAUUAAUGAGCCAGACAAGGAGGGGAACACACCGCUGCAUUUAGCCACCAUAAAAGACUCAUUAGAGAUGGUAAACCUACUGCUGUCCCCAUCUCCACCCAUGGCAGCAUUGAAUCUCAAUCUCAAAGCAGUCAAUAAAGCAGGCCAUACUGCAUUAGACCUAGCACAGAUCAAAGGAGGCCACUCAUUUGCACAACUCUCCAUCUGGAAAGCACUGAGAUCUGCCGGUUGCACGCAUGGUGAACACUUACUUGAGGAUUUGAAGGAGAACCCAACAUUCCCAACUACCCAAGUUAAUAAACCCACUUCUAAUUCUAAUUCUGCAGACAUAUCUCUUCAAAAAAUGGCAGAAACUCUUUCUGUUGUAGCAGCCCUUAUUGCAACGGUCACAUUUGCAGCAGCAUUCACUGUGCCUGGUGGACUUUAUCAGGGUCCUGGUGGCAGGGACGAGGAGGGAACAGCAGUGAUGAUAAACCGGGUAGUUUUUAAGGUGUUUGUUAUAUCAGACACCGUGGCCAUGUGCAGCUCCAUGAUAGUGGCCUUGAUUUUGGUAUGGGCAGUCCCAGGGGUCCCUGGGCUUUUGGCAGGGGCUGUAGGGUGGGGUCUGAAAAUACUGUGGGUGGCCUUGGGAGGGAUGGUGGUCACCUUUGUGACUGCAAUGUAUCUGGUGGUUGCCCCAAAGUGCCUUUGGUUGGCAGUGUUGGUGUGCAUAUUGGGAAGUAGCACACCCUUCAUAGUGAGCCCCCUAGUCAUUGAUUCUGCUAAACGCAACGUCCAUAAGGCAGGCUUCCACUAUGAAUAUAACCAACAGGGUCUGUAACAACAUGCUAUACUUUUCUCACAAUGCCAAUUCAUUUAUUUUUUGAUUAGUUAAAAUUUCACCACAUGAAAAGCACAUUAGAAUUUAUGUCGAAGACUCGAAGUGAUCAAGAUUUUGCUUAAUUCUGUAAGGUUUUAGUUU